AUUUAGCUGAUCCAAACUGCUGGCUUAGUACACUUAAAUCUGGACUAGAUCCGAAACGUGGUCCAGAUCCACCAACCUCGAUUGCACCAAUUGUAUUGGGAUCCUUCAGUGGAGCUUUGAAUGGUUUCAACUUGUCUUUGUUGCGCAGAGAGAAAAUGAAGGAAUUAGGUGCCCUCUUGUAG
Molecule: messenger RNA, 182 nt
Organism: Paramuricea clavata
Lineage: Eukaryota; Metazoa; Cnidaria; Anthozoa; Malacalcyonacea; Plexauridae
Source: the annotation of a GenBank genome assembly